AACUCACACAAAUUUGAUAUUAUCUUCUACCAAAAACCCAUUUCUCAAUUCUCAUAGAGAUCGAGUUGGCUGAUUAGCUAUGUCCAACUUCAAUAUGCAGAACCAAAAUCCUUCCUUUUUCAAGAUCUUAUCGGCUAGCGACUUUCCAUCGGUUCUACGUUUACCACCUUUGUUUGCCAAGAUUUUUGGGGAGAAGCUAUCGUCCACGCCCUCACUCGUCAUGGCUGGUUCUAGGAAAUCAUGGACUGUGAAGCUUAAAAAAAGCAGCAAUCGUUACUUGUUUGCAGAUGGUUGGUCUGUUUUUGUGAAUGAUAACCAGUUAGAAAUUGGGGAUUUUGUUGUUUUCUGGUUGAUGGAUAAUUACUCUACUUUCCAUGUUCAACUCUAUGAUCGCACUUGUUGCGAUAAACGCCUGUCAUCUUCACGCUUCUCCCCUGGAAUUUCAGGUGAAAAUUCAAGCAAUCUUGAUCAGGUUAUAAAGGUGAAGAAAGAAAGCGACACAGAGGAUGAUAAAUCUGAGAUGUUGAUUGGCCCUUGCAAGACCACAACCAAUCCAAGCUUUGUCACCAUCCUUUCAGCAUCCACUGAUGACCAAAUGAUAAUACCAAAAGGUUUCGUGGAAGACACGGGAAUUGCAGGGAAGAGAAAGAUAACGCUACUGGAUGCACAAGGAAAUGAAUGGGAGAUCAAAAUAAGCAAACAAGACGGCGAGUUCGUUAUGUGCGGUGGCAGAUGGGCCGAUUUCCGGAUAGCCAACAGGUUGUCCAAGGGAUAUGUCUGUACGUUUGAGAUGGUCGGAAGUCAUGGCGGCCAUCCUCAACUUCUAUUCCAUUUGGAGAAAAGAUCAAGAGGACGACCGUUGGGCCGAUGAAAGUCCAAAUACAGUUCGUGACUAGAGGAUUGUUGGGAUUGUUGGAUGAAGGGUGAGAGGCCACGCUUAAUCCUAACAAAGUAGACGAGUGAAUAUUGUUUUUUUUUUUUUGGAAACAACUAUAUUAAGAAGACAAGAUAGUUAUGUAGCAAUUGUAUUAAUCUGUCUGUUAGUAGAGUGGUAGA
Molecule: messenger RNA, 1056 nt
Organism: Ipomoea triloba (trilobed morning glory)
Lineage: Eukaryota; Viridiplantae; Streptophyta; Magnoliopsida; Solanales; Convolvulaceae
Product: B3 domain-containing protein REM5-like
Exons: 4
Coding region: 80-871 (263 amino acids)
Molecular function (GO): DNA binding
Source: RefSeq, a predicted model, not a curated record